This is a messenger RNA of Lingula anatina, 4815 nucleotides long. RefSeq names its product chromosome-associated kinesin KIF4-like. Gene Ontology annotation, molecular function: microtubule motor activity; ATP binding; microtubule binding. Gene Ontology annotation, cellular component: microtubule associated complex. The record is from RefSeq and is a predicted model, not a curated record. Lineage: Eukaryota; Metazoa; Brachiopoda; Lingulata; Lingulida; Lingulidae. Gene Ontology annotation, biological process: mitotic spindle organization; microtubule-based movement; spindle elongation.
UUGUUAGCACAUGUUUUAAACUCGCGGGUUGUUACUACUUGGGUUUGCUGUAUGAUAACAAAUGAUAAAUUUAUAGCUGAUAUACUGUAAGGAUGUCCCAGGACAAGGUAAUCCCAGUGAAGGUGGCCCUCCGUGCCAGGCCACUAAUCCCCAGGGAGACAUCAGAAGGGUGUCAGCAGUGCCUGGAGUUCAUACCAGGAGAACCACAAGUUGUAAUAGGCACCAAGUCGUUUACGUAUGACUUUGCAUUCUCCCCCAACACGUCCCAGGAGCUGGUUUAUGACAGAGCAGUGGCAAACCUUGUGAAGGGGGUUUUCAAAGGAUACAAUGCCACAGUGCUGGCGUAUGGCCAGACAGGCUCUGGUAAGACUUAUACCAUGGGGAGUGGAUACAACAUCUCCUUGGAGGAAGACGAGGACCUGGCGGGCGUGAUCCCCAGGGUGGUACGACAGCUGUACAGAGGCAUUCAGGAGAGGGAGGAGAGCCACACCUUUGUGGUCAGAGUCUCGUUUUUAGAGAUCUAUAACGAAGACCUCCAUGAUCUGCUGUCAAGUAACAGCAGCAAGGACCUGGCCAUUAGAGAAGACCCAGAAGGGGGAAUCUUGAUCCCUGGUCUGACAGAAACAGUCGUAUCCUCCCCAGAGGACACCAUCUUGUGUCUAGAACACGGCUCCACCCACAGAACCACCGGCGCCACUGCCAUGAACGCCACCUCCAGCCGUUCCCAUGCCAUAUUUACCAUCAUGGUGGAACAGCAAAGCCGAGAAGACAGCAAUGACUUCAUGAAGUCGAAAUUCCAUCUUGUGGACUUGGCUGGGUCGGAACGCUGCAAGAGGACCCAGGCGGAGGGGGGUCGUUUCAAGGAGGGGGUCAACAUCAACCUGGGGCUCCUGGCCCUGGGUAAUGUGAUCAGUGCCCUAGGGGAUGAGUCACAGAAGAGGAGUCAUAUCCCCUAUAGAGACUCCAAGCUUACAAGGCUGCUGCAAGAUUCUCUGGGUGGUAACAGUCACACUGUAAUGAUAGCCUGUGUCAGUCCCUCGGAUUCCAACAUGGAGGAGACCCUGAACACACUGAGGUACGCAGACAGGGCCAGGAAGAUUAAGAACAAACCCAUUGUCAACAGAGACCCACAAGCGGCAGAAAUCUUGAGACUCAAAGGAGUGGUUCAACAGCUGCAGGUUCAACUUAUGCAGAAUGGUGGAGUUCCUGGCAAAUUUGAAGGGUCAAUUGACAUUAAAGCUUUAAAGGAAAGAAUUAAAGAACUGGAGGAGGAAAAUCAUAAACUCAGCAAAGAGUUGGAAUCGGCUGUGGAUAAUAGCACAGGGCUUUGUGAGAAGAUAAUAAAGACUGAGCUGGCCAGGGACAGGUUGAAGGAAAGACUGAGGGACCUCAGGCAGCAAGCAGGGCUCACUCUCAACAUCACACAGGAGCUGGAAAUCAGUGGGGAAUUGAAAGAUAAGGUGGAUGCCAUGAAAGAUUUGAGCAGAAAGAUACAGGAAUUCCCUGAAGAAGAACAUGAAUUGAGCACUAUAGAAGAAGAGACCAAAACAGAGAGCUCUGGCUCUUCUCCUGUCCCAGAUGAGUUUGAUGCCAAGCACGCCCUGUGUCAGGCCAAGCUGAGUAAAGAGCUGCAGGAGCUGAACAGGCUGAUCAACUUGAAGCAGGACCUGGCGUCUCAGCUCUCAGAGAAUGACGGCAGGCUGGAUAACAUGAGAGUGGAAUAUGAGAAAAAUGUGAAAGAGCUAGAGAGCCAGCUGGAGAACCUGAUGAAGGAGAAGGAACAACUGCAGGCUGCCCUGGACUCAGCCAAAGCUCAGACUAAUGCCAACAAGAUUUCGGAACAAAGAAGACAGAGAUUAAAAGAGUUGGAGAAAGAGCUGGCAGCUAAGAAGAAGGAAUUACUGGAGAAGAACAAGAUUGUGAAAAUGAAGGAAAGCACAGACAAGCAGGUCACAAAGAUGAACACUGACAUACAGACAAUGAAGCAGCAGCGCGUAAAGCUGAUGAAGCAGAUGAAGGAAGAGGCAGAUAACUUCAGGAAGUGGAAGCAGAGUAAAGAGAAGGAAGUGAUGCAGCUCAAGGCUAAGGAUCGUAAGAGAGAGUACGAAAUGACCAAGAUGGCCAGAAAUCACGAGAAACAGCAGGGUGUGUUGAAGAGGAAGGCAGAAGAGGCUGCUGCUGCUAACAAGAGGCUGAAGGAGGUUCUGGAGAAGAGGAAGGCUGUGGCAGCAGAGAGGAGCAAGUGCCCUGAAAAUGAGAGGAACAGAUACCAGCUGCAGGUCAAGAGUUUGCUCAACCAGGACCUGGAGAUAGCGGUCAGUUUGAAGGAGGCCCAGCACCACCUCCAGAGUCUGAUGAACGACAGGAAGGAACUGACCAAGCAGUUGUCUGAUCUCAAGGACAAGCUGCUGAAUGGACCUCCCAAAAAGAAAUAUGCUUGGGGUGGAGCCGGUGACACGAAGGAAUCAUCUGAUGAAGACAAGGAGGAAAUCAAGAAACAAAUCCGCACCCUGGAGCAAGAUCUGGAGUUGAGAAAUGCUCAAAUUGCAGACCUACAGCAGAAGAUUGUGGACGCUGAAGACGGUUUCCGCUCCAAAAAUCUGGAAAGCAUUGUAUCACUAGGACAAGCCAAGACAGGCAUGAAUUAUCUGCUGGACCAGGCUGUGAUUGCCAAGUGUGCCCAGAGCAGAGUGGCCUGUGAACUGAGGCACCAGAGGAACACUGUGGAAGACCUGACCAAACAGACAGAAAAGAUGGAGGAAGAACUGAAGAGUGUCAGACAUAUCCACCAGGAGGAGCUGCUGGCUCAACAGAGACAGUACGAAGACAGGAUACUUUACCUGCUGCGCCAGUUGAAAACUAAAAAAGAGGAUGAGCCUCUUCUUAACAGCACUCUAGAUGAGCAAACUAAGGAACGCCUUAAGUUCCAGGAGCAAGAAAUAGAGCGACUCAGUGGCCUACACGAGGAGUUGCAGAAGAAAAUGGAGGAAUGUGAGGUGUUGAAGAAGGAACUCACCCUAGCCAAGUAUCAAGGUCGCAAGAUGUCUUUGAUGCCCACAAUUACAAGAGCAGACGGCUCUCCGUACUUCACUCCUCCCAAUCCCCUGCUACGGAAGAAGAAGCCUAAGUCUCAGCGCACAGAGGCAGAAUUGAUGCUGGACUUUGACGACUUCUCAGACACAGAUUCUGACGACUUCAUAGCUGAUGACAAAAAUGACAAAGACUGGACAAAAACACCCCUUUACAAAACAAAAAAUCAGAGGAGGAAGAAUUACGGUGAAAUUUCAAAGGACAGUGACAAGUCAUCCAGUGGUCCAGGAGGAGGAGGGAAGUUCUGUUCCUGUAAAGGCAACUGUCAAACCAAGCGGUGCUGUUGCAGGAAGAGCCUGGGUCUCUGCGUAGACGGCUGUGGCUGUAACCCCGACACCUGUGUGAACAGAGAGGGCAACUCUGAAAAUGUGAGCCAGACAUCCAGUGGAGGCCUCAACACCACAUUCAAUGUAGGGUUGGACCAAUCUGGCCCAGGGAGUGCCGACUCCACAUUUAACGCCAACACCAGUGUGGGCAGGGCUACGCGUAAAGCCCUGGCAGCGAUGAAUGCCUCACAAGAGGAAAAACCUAGAAGAACACGUAAGAGCAGGGAAAGCACCAAAAGACCAUCUGCCAGUAGUUUGUACAAGCUGGAGUCGGAAAACAGUGAAGGAAAAGCAGAAGAUGAAGACAGCGAUCCUAUAACUGAUUUAGGUCAAGGGGGUCUGAAGAAAAAGAGGAGGUUGCUGAAACAAGAAAACAGCAGCUUUUUUCCUAGCAUUACUGACGAGGCAUAAGAUGCUGGGCUUGCCUGCUACAUUCCAUAUGUUUUAUUUUAUUGUUAUUUUUUUAGUUUAUUGGUAAUAUUUACCUAUUUGUUAUUGAUAUAUGUAUGUAAAUGUGAAGUAGAUUUAAAUUGUGGAGUAAUUUAAGCCAUAUGUUAUUGUCACAAUACAGAUUUCACUAGUCAUUAACUAGAUUGCCAUGAGGAGAAGAAUGUCGAGAGGAAAGAAAUGCAAAAAGCUUACUUUCAUACUUCAGUUACUAAAGUCUGGUUAAUCUUAUUGAUGAUCUAAAUUGUCAUAAUAUUACUGUUUGCCUUUGUAAAAAAAUGAAAGCAUGAAGCAAUGUUAUUUGUAGUAUCUUAGUAAUGAAUGCAUGUUCUGUGUAUGAAUUGCAUACACCAACAUUUUAUGACAGUCUUUGAUGAAAGCUACUGCCAACAUUAUAUGCACUUGCUUCCCAUUUAUAAUUUAUGAAUUUAACUGUCAUAUGUGAGAAAAAAAAAGAGUUGUGACAUUCAUCAUUGUCCUAUAGCUUAGUCUUAAGCUAGACUUGUCCAUACAGUUAAACUGAGCCUGAUUUAACUGCAUAGUAAGAGACUUAGUGUAAAUGAUUAAUAUACUAGAAUGUCUGUACUUUAAGAUGCAAUGUGCUGCCAAGUUCACUUUUCAUUGUGAAGUUCAAUUGUUACAGGGAGUAAGUGACCAUGAAUGUGAAAUACUGGUUCUCUGAUUGUCAAUUUAAGCUGCAACUCGUUACUGCACUCUCUUAAUAUUUUAUUGGCAACACAUUGAAAGGUGAAUUAGUAGUUUUAGGCAUUUUUAAAAAAUUAAAUACAGUGAAUGAAAGUGACAUGUGAGAAUAUGAGGUGUGUUUGUUUGCAUAUCAGGGAUAUGAUAUUUGCACCUGUAAAUAAACUGCAUAGUAUGGCCUAUUAUCAAGGCAAGAUAUCUUUCCGUCUUCUUGAUGUUUAUUAAUUGAAGCUUUUUAUGUUGGCAACUC